Molecule: messenger RNA, 2311 nt
Organism: Varroa destructor (honeybee mite)
Lineage: Eukaryota; Metazoa; Arthropoda; Arachnida; Mesostigmata; Varroidae
Product: fork head domain-containing protein FD5-like
Biological process (GO): regulation of transcription by RNA polymerase II; cell differentiation; anatomical structure morphogenesis
Molecular function (GO): RNA polymerase II cis-regulatory region sequence-specific DNA binding; DNA-binding transcription factor activity, RNA polymerase II-specific
Source: RefSeq, a predicted model, not a curated record
GUUCGAACGUGAGUGUUUCGAGUGCUCCCGGUGGCUGUCUGUGUGUAUUUGUAUGUGUAAGUGAGAGCCUACGAACAAGUGCUGAGUUUCUAGUUAUGAGCUGACUACUGCUGCUGCUGUGUGUUGGUUGUUCGUGUACAACGUCGACUCUUUCGCAUGUGUCCUACUCGAUCAAACAUAAACUCGCUACAAUUACCAGCCGCAGGCACUCGUGUCCUGCUCUUUGUGGGAGCAACAACCACGCACGAACUGAAAGUAACAGUAAGGACCGUGGCAGCAAUUUCUCUGUGAACACGUCGAUUAGUGCAGCAACGGUCGAUUAAGCAAGCAUCAUAAAUUAAAGCUGCCAUCAAGUAACAAGUGCGAAAACAAGGACAGUUCCUCACGCAUUUCAGACGGAUGAAGACACUAUAGUUUAGCUUCACAGUUCUGGUUAGUCGGCCUUGUCAUCGGAUCGGUCCCUGUUUGGCAAUAAAAGUUGUAGCCACAAGUAUAACUGUUGCCUAGUGGCCGGUUGGUUGGUCCGUGUGAGUCGCAAAACACCUGUAUUCUGGUACUGAUCGUACAAGUCGUAUCUCCCUCGUAUUGCGAAACUGUGAUCAGUAACAAUGUCUAGUUCACCUCAACCCGCGGACCUCAGUAGCAUACCAUCUAUGACAGAUUGUCACCUAAGGCUAAUGGAGUAUGCCCAGCGUCUUCUUCAGCAACAUCAGCAGAGUUUAGUCAGCCAGAAUCCGAUGUCGCUCUUGACGCCGAUGCCGUUUGGGCCUCAAAUCGAGGUACCCAGCCCGCUGUUAGGCCACCCGUUCCAUAGUCUAAAUCGUUUCCUUUUGCAAGAAGAUCCCAAACCCCAGCACUCGUAUAUCGGCCUCAUCGCUAUGGCCAUCUUAAGCUCACCGGAAAAGAAGAUGGUUUUAUCAGAUAUUUACCACUACAUUCUCGAAAACUACCCAUACUUCCGCAACCGCGGGCCGGGCUGGCGCAACUCGAUUCGACACAAUUUGUCGCUGAACGACUGCUUUGUCAAAGCUGGCCGCAGUGCCAAUGGAAAGGGUCAUUACUGGGCCGUUCAUCCGGCCAACAUUGACGAUUUCACGAGAGGCGACUUUCGAAGACGGCGGGCUCAACGAAAGGUACGAAAACACAUGGGCUUGUCGGUGCCUGAUGAAGACGACAGUCCCUGCGCCAGUCCUGUACCACCUCCACCGACAACUCUUUCAGGAGCUGCCCUGUCGCCCUUUACGCUUUGUCAACCUUUCCCCCCGCCCGUUUUACCAACUCGACGAACAUUCGAUGUAGAAAGUCUGCUGGCACCUGAGCCCAAACUGUCAUUCCCGGGCCGUCCAAUGUGGUCGCCUCUUCUGGCCAGCGUUGCUUCCGCAGCGACGGCCACUAACCUCCAGACCCCGAAAUUGCAGCUCGCGCAACUCGACGACCCCGCGGCUGUUCUCCUGGAACCCCGUUUAGAGUAACAGCAAUAAUAAUAAUAAUAAUCACAGUUGCAGGUUGGGAUGACGGAUCACAUCCCCAGCUUAACAACAGCUUUGAAACAGACUUGGCUAGUAGUUAGAUAUCUGACUUCUACUGAGGCAGACGACAAGUUGUGCACAAGAGUGUUCUCAAGACGCCUUAUCCUUUACAAACAUGUUGAUUAGGAGCGUUCAGAUGCUUGACGAGAGAAGAACAAAGAGGAUAAACAAGAUCCAUACCGGUGCAAGUUAUCCAGUGAAAAGUGAAGUGAUGUAUCGAUCUCGAACAGAAUGAUCUCAUCACACCUGAAUAGACGUUUAGCGUUACGUUUACGCGGCUAUACGGCUUUCAAACGCGACAAUGUAACCCUAACAAGCCAUAGCAGGCAAGACACAUGUUCUAUUAGUUAGAUUCUAAAGGUGUCAGAUGUUGCAAUUACGUAUGACGUAGAACAGUUGAUACGGUUUUUGAAGCUAUGUUCAGUUGUGAAAUAAUAACCACUUAGAUAUAAAGAACAGUAUCGGCCAUGUACACUUCCAGCGACCCACACCAAUGGGGCUAAAAAGCGCCAUCGCGAAAAGUUCUCUGUCUCUAAUGCGGAUCGCCUCUUUGUUGGCUUCUGAUCCCAUUAAACGCACUGAUUGAGCGGUAGCAUUAUUAAAACGUUUGACGCAUACUCUCGCAGAAUGGCAAAAAAAAAGAAGAACCAAUAAAUACAUCUUCUAACGGUUCAAGUGAAGUCUGUUCUAGUAAUCAAAUGACGAAAACAGUUUUCCGCCAGCUUAACAUGGAAGAUGGAUAAACAUGUAGAAAUAACCUGUAGAUUAUCUUGUACAUAUCU